Molecule: messenger RNA, 1887 nt
Organism: Fonsecaea multimorphosa CBS 102226
Lineage: Eukaryota; Fungi; Ascomycota; Eurotiomycetes; Chaetothyriales; Herpotrichiellaceae
Exons: 1
Coding region: 1-1887 (628 amino acids)
Source: RefSeq, a predicted model, not a curated record
AUGCCCUGCUUCAAAGGUCUCGCUGUGAGCAUACACACUCCCAAUGGACCUUUGCCAGAAUACUCUGUACAGAGAACCUCUCGUCUCUCAAGAAUCAGUGCCUACAUCCCCGUGCCGCCUGCGCAAAUUCCUGCCGACUCUCUGACGGGCAAACCUGAACAAUCGACCUUUGCCAUCUCCAUCACCCUCCUCACCCCUGGGCAGGAAGUUCCCUACUCCACGCCCAAGGCUACACCAGAUACUCCUAAUCCCAAACCCAAACUCGUCGGCGGCCUCCCAGGUCACACAAGUGAACGAGGAAAGUACACAAGCUCUGUUGGGCCUUAUGUCCCUUUGACAACCUCGCCGAACGAAACCAUCGCCGCCUACAUCUACUUCGAUGGCCGAGCCAAGGAGGAAGUUGCAACACUACUAAGAAAGGGUGAAGAGACCUGGGUGAAUUCUCGAUGGGUCAGUGUUCCUGAGAAAGAAGGAGGAGGCCUUGCAGAACGAGAAUUUUUGUUUCGUGAGGUCGGGCUCGAGCGGUGGUUGAAUGGUCUAGACCUGGACGGAAAGGACGCGGCAGCAACUAUUGAGAGACGCAGACAGAAAUUGGAGAAGAGACGACGAAAGCGGAAGGAGACUACCGGCAGUGAAGAUGACGCUAAUGGAGUCUCGAAGAAGGAUAGAAGGAAAAACACCAUGCGCUACAGCGAGGAUGGUGAACUGAAGGACGUUUCAGACGACGAGGGCUCUCUCAGCGACAGUGGUUCGUCCGAAGAUGAUGACGACCCGAUACCAGAAGCAGCAGGACAGAUCAAGGUUGCAUUGUUCCGGGUCCUGGCUUCUGGGGAGAUCAAACGCGGAGAGUAUUCACCUCAAUUUGAUGCGCACGAUGAUUCGGAAGGUUCAGACGCUGGAGAAGGGGCUGGUAACGGAGAUGGCAAGAACCGAGCAGAUGUUGACCACACCACCAGUUUUGCCAAACCCAAGACCUUGGAUCCCAAAACCAUCUCAACCCAGACGGUGACUGGUAUUGACCCUACCGACAAACCAUAUGCGGUCUUCACGUUUCUUUAUCGAGGAGAACGCCAACUGCAGAAGAUGGGCAUUCUCUCUGGACCCAAAUCCGACAAGGCAGCGGCCAACACGAAGAGACGUAGCAUAGCGGCGGAGCUUCCCAAACUUGGACCUCUGAAGAAAGAAGGCACUGCAGGCUUUUCAAACUUUCGCGACGCCGAAGGUGGACGAAGCCGGAAAGGCAAGAGAACAAGCGACGAUGAGAUGGAGAGUGAGAGUGACGAUGACGGAACUGGCAUCAUUGGCAAGAUGGAGGAUAUCAACGAUGCGGAUGCAAAGAGGGACCCUGGCAUGCUUAGUCCGGAAGAUGCUGAACGCACGGGCCAAGUUGCAGAAGGCAUCCGUAAAAUGAAGGUAAGAGACCCUUCGCCGUUGAAAUUCCGGCAUGGGCUAAGGUAUCAUCAGCUCAAGCGACAGCAUUCGGCGGAACCGCUGAAUAGCAACGGUAUAACGGAACCCCGCAAGAGCUCGAAAUCCGGCAGCCCUUCGGGCAGUUCGACGCCUAAGGCUGGUGCUGUUGAGCUUGGUACGUCGCCCGCGGGCACGACUUUGGGGUCGACCGGUUUGAGCAGCAGCCUGGACGUCACCAAGGACGAGGAGAGUUUCAUGGUUGGUAGUCCGAUGAAGCGACAGCGGGCUAGUAUUGCAGAUUUUGAUGAAGACAUCAAAAAGCGAUUAGGCGGCGGCAUGUCCACGUCCUCGAGCACCAUUGGCGAGGUCCUAGGGACUUCGGCUCAAGCGAUUGCAACUGGUUCAAAUCCUUCUGGCCUUCAAUUCGGAGGUCCACUGGUGAAAGAACCGGCCGCUGGCGACGACGAAGAGCUCUGA